This is a messenger RNA of Apus apus (common swift), 6980 nucleotides long. RefSeq names its product threonine synthase like 1 (gene THNSL1). Gene Ontology annotation, cellular component: cytoplasm. The record is from RefSeq and is a predicted model, not a curated record. Gene Ontology annotation, biological process: amino acid metabolic process. Gene Ontology annotation, molecular function: pyridoxal phosphate binding. NCBI's taxonomy places the organism in Eukaryota, Metazoa, Chordata, Aves, Apodiformes, Apodidae.
GGGCAGAGAAGGGAGAGCAGCCAUAAGGCAAGAAGAUUUGCAGGGGCUCGGUCCAUGGGAUCAUCGCGAGGAUGUUGAAGUUGCAUGGAGUUCUUCACAGAUUGCUACAUUUGCCAUCCCGUCAGGAGAGAAUUGGGUGCAACUCUUCCAGCCUUGCUGUUGCACAAGUCCCAGUUAAGUGGAUUUUCAAGUUGGCUUGAAAAGAGACCUGAACAACCCAGCAGAAGAAUGUUUCAUGUUGUUCAUUAUCGGCCUUUAAGACUAAUAACUCAAAACAUUCUUCCUAGCAUGUGUUUAAAACUCAUGCUUUCAAGACCUGCUGCAUUUGCACAGAUAUAUAAGUCAAGGUUGUCAAGCCAUUCUCUUGUCGGAAACAAAAAUAUUAUCCUGAUGGGACCACCGGGUGCUGGGAAAACAACAGUUGGGAGAAUAGUAGGUCAGAAACUUGACUGCCCUGUCAUAGACAUAGAUGACGAUGUCCUUGAAGCAACGUGGAAUAUGAGUGUGUCGGAAAAACUGCAGGAUGUGGGUAACGAGCAGUUUGUAGAGGAGGAAGGAAAAGCCCUGUUGAAGUUUUCAGCAUCUGGAAGUGUCAUUUCCCUUACUGGGUCUAAUCCAAUGCAUGCUGCUGGCAUGCAACAUAUAAAGAAAAAUGGUAUAGUUGUAUAUCUGGAUGUGCCCACAACAGUCAUUAUGAGCAGGCUGAAAUCAAUGAAAGUGGAUCGCAUCGUGGGCCAGUCUCCUGGUAUUUCUCUCAAGAACAUACUUCAGUUUAGGAAGCAGUUCUACAGAAGGUGGUACGACAUCCGUGUUCUUUGUGGAGGGGAUAUUGCAGCAGAAGUUGUAGCAGAAAAGGUGCUUCAUGCUGUGAAGAGAUACCAAAACUCAGAACUGGAAACUUUCAUUUCAACUAGGUCUAGCAGGUCUGGAAGGAGUAUGGAAAAAGGCUCUAGUAAAUAUUUCGGUGACGUUGUUACUGAGGGCUUAGCUCCUGAUGGAGGACUCUUUGUUCCAGAGGGAGGCCUUCCAAAGUUCACUGCUGGAGAAUGGCAAAGCCUAAUAGAAGCAACUUAUGUUGAAAGAGCCCAGGUGAUACUAGAAAGAUGCAUACAUCCUGCGGAUAUUCCUGCUUCUGCACUGGCAGAAAUUAUUGGAACUGCUUAUGGAGAAAACUUUACUUGUUCUAAAGUUGCCCCAGUUAGGCAUCUGGUAGGCAAUCAGUUUCUCCUCGAGUUAUUUCAUGGACCAACAGCAUCAUUCAAAGAUUUUGCAUUACAGAUUGUGCCACAUAUAUUUGCAUACUGCAUUCCCAGAAGCUGCAAUUACUUGGUUCUGGUAGCUACUUCUGGUGACACAGGGAGUGCUGUCCUAGAUGGCUUUAGUCGUCUCCAUGACACUGACAAACAGAGAAUUGCUGUGAUUAAUUUUUUUCCUGAGGAUGGAGUAAGCCCAAUUCAAAAAUCACAGAUGAUUGGCAGUCAGAAAGAAAAUGCCUGGUCAAUAGGUGUGAAAUCUGAUUUUGACUUUUGCCAGACAGCUAUAAAGCAAAUCUUUACUAAUUCUGAUUAUACUGGCUUUCUUACAGUAGAAUAUGGAACAGCUUUGGCUGCAGCAAACUCCAUAAACUGGGCACGACUCCUUCCUCAGAUAGUUUAUCAUGCAUCUGCAUACCUUGAUCUUGUUCGUCAAGAGAUUAUUCCUUUUGGAAGCCCCGUAGAUGUUUGCAUUCCUACAGGAAACUUUGGCAACAUAUUAGCUGCUUUGUAUGCUAAAUUGAUGGGAAUUCCUAUUAGAAAAUGUAUUUGUGCUUCCAAUGAAAACAAUGUUUUGACUGACUUCAUAAGAACAGGUGUGUAUGAUUUGAGGGGAAGAAAAUUAAUUCCCACUUUUUCACCUGCAGUAGACAUUUUGAAGUCCUCCAACCUUGAGCGAUACUUGCACCUGAUUGCUAAUGAGAAUGGACAAUUAGUGACACAAUUCUAUAACCAGCUGGAAAAUCAGGGCCACUUCCAGCUACAGAAUGAUUUACUUGAAAAGCUGCAGCAAGACUUGGUGGCUGGAUGGUGCUCUGAGGAGGACUGUCUAGCUGCUAUUCACUCUGUAUACAGCACUACAGGAUAUAUUUUGGAUACACACACAGCUGUUGCUAAAGUAGUUGCAGAUCGAUUGCAAGAUAGAACUUGCCCAAUUAUUAUUUCAUCUACGGCUCAUUAUUCUAAGUUUGCACCUGCUAUCUUGAAGGCCUUGAGGAUUGCAGAAAUAAACCAGAAUCCAUUAAGUCAGCUUCACUUGCUGAGUUCUUACAGCCCUCUGCCUCCAGUCCACUGGGGCCUUUUAGAGACCCUGAAAAAGAAGGGGAAUGAGGAUCACCAAGUCUGUGCUGCUGAUAUGAGUAUGCUGAUGUCCCGAAUAGAAACCUUAAUUCAAAAUCAUUUUAUGAAAGUUUUCUGAGCAACUGAUCAGAGGUCCACUGUGUCAACUGAGAUACCUUCUCAACAAUCUGUAUGUUCUAAUAAAGUCACAAUUCAUUUAGCCUGUGUUCAGUCCACAGCACAACGCCGGAGUUGUAUACUUUAAGUUUUCAACAAUGUUUGUAAGUGGCACAUGUCUAGUAGUGGUGAAAGGUUCUGAUUUGACAGUAUAAAAGACUAGAAUACUUCUUUGCAGGUGGUGUGUAGUAGAGCAAACAGUAGAGCAGACUUUCCGUGAUAGUGCUGUCUCCUUCAUUAGUGCGAAGCAUCCUCCAUGGAAGGAGGAAGAUAAUGAAGUCUGACCUUUCUGAAACUAUUAGCUCUUGCUUUGUUGCAGGAAUGAUGUGAUCAUUUGGUCAGUAGGUUAUUAGUUAAACUUUAACUCUCUUGACUUAGGGCACUGAAACAGAAUAUAUUGUAAUGAUGUUCAUAUGUUACUAAUAAGGGUUGAUUUCACUACUAAGAUUCAAGUACACUUGUAUUGUUAGUCCUUCAACCAUUCUAUUUUGUGGUAUGUUAUCUCCUUGUAUAAUGUUUUUAUGUAUUGUGAGGCUAACAUUUAUGUAAAAAAAUCUGUUUGUUUUGUUUUUGAUGUGUUUUUUCCCCACCUAGAUAUUUUCCUGUGUAAAAUAGAAUCCUUAAUUCAAUAUUUUUAAUAAUUUCUGAGAUAUGACUCUUCCUCCAAUAUGUUAUUGUCGCUUUCCUAGGUCUUUUCUAUAUGAUCAUUCAACUUAGAAACCUGUUUUAAUAACACAGAAGAAUUUGCUAGUAAUAGCAGUAGUAUCCUUAAAUAAGAACCAGACUUCACCUUUUAUUUACAUUUAUUUCUUACAUUCUUAAGUUUUUAGAAUAUAUUUUACUUUAGAGGUCAUAUAGCUCUCUUGUUCUAAUUCUGUUUUCAUGUUUUUCUUGAAUUAAUUUCCUUGACAUUCUAUUCUGCUCAUAGUUUGCAUGAAUUAGUAUAAGAAAGAAGCUUCCUAAAAUUCUUGGCUUCUUGUCAAAGAGAGUGAAGGAUGAACUCCAGUGUCUAGGAAGUGUGAUAGCAUCAGAGGUAUUAAUUGUGUAACAUAAAAUAGAUCUGUGUUAGCGGUUGGGUUUUGCUAAUAACAGGGUCUUUAUUUUUUUUGCAUCAGGAAGAAAUAGAGCAGAUUGCCCUAGGACAUUACGUGGUUGUGGACAGACUUACUCUGCUAACUGUAGAUUAUAUUUGGCAAGGUGUAAAAUAUAAUUACAUUUCAUACUAAGAGAACUGAUAAAAUUAUGUAUUGGCAAGUUUUGAAUGGCAUGUGGUUACAGGUAAAGAGCUGAGAGUCAUUGGAUGUGAGGGUGUAUAGUUAUGGGAGGUUGUGGUUCCCACCAAGUUAUAAAUAGGGAAAGUAUUGCCAAGAAAGGUGGUAACUGAUAACAUUUUUUUCCCUCUUAGAGAAGCAAUAUCUCCUAGAUGUCAGGACUCAUUUGGAGCUUUGAACUAUUGCCAUAUCCCUCAGCUUCCUCUGGGUGUCUAUACUUUGUGCCACAUUAGAGAUGAAGAAGGCACCGUCUAGUGAACUGUUUUAAGAAACUGUCACUUCUUCACUGCAAGGUAAAAGACCCAAGCAUGAUGUGCAUUUGCCACAGUGACCAUGUUAUACAAUAAAAUUACACGAGGCUGGUACCAAAGGUGUGACCCAAGAGCUUUCUAGAUUCUGCCAUUCUUGGCUGCCUUUUUAGGAUCUUCCUAGCUCUCUCUGCUUGAUCCUCAUUGACUAUUUCUGCAGUAACUUUGGAAAAUAAUUUUUUAUUUUUAUUUUCACAGCAUCAUAGGACAGGCCAGAUUGGAAGGGACCUCAAAACAUCAUCUGGUCCAACAUUUCCUGGGAAGGGGAGCCCAGAUGAGAUUAUCUUGCAUGCUGCCCAGUCAUGUCUUAAAAACCUCCCUCAAUGAGGACUCUACCAUGUUCCUGAGGAGGCUGUUCCAGCGAUUGAAUUUCUCACUGUGAAAAAUUUCUUUCUUAUAUCAAGAUUAAACUUUUCCUGGUGCAGCUUGUAGCCGUUUUCCGUUAUAAUCUCCAUGUGGCUCCUUGGGAAGAGAGAGCUUCCAUCCUCCUUCUAGCCACCAUUUAAGUACUGGAAAAUUCUGAUGAGGUGCCCUCUUCAUAGGCAGACGAGUUUUCAUCAUUUUCCAGACACAAAGAGAAAGACUAUAAAUUUUAAAAAAUAAUCAAAUUUCUGUAAGGAAAAAUUAUAUGAGAGUAUUGCCAAAAAAGCAUCAUUGCUUUUGUAGGUGAUAAAUGCACAUACACCUUGUAUUUCUAUGUUUCAGUCCAAUGCUUACAGUAGUCCCAAGUGGAAAAAAAAUUAAUUUCAUUGGAUAUGCUUAGUAUAAAAUCAGAAUUCUAAACCUUAAAAAACCCACAAAACCAAACCAACAAACAAACAAACAAAAAACCAAAAUAAAAACAAACUACUAAAUGACAAAACCCCAGAAACACUGAUCAAACCCAACUACCUGGAUAGAAUUGCUAGAAUGGGAAUUGGUUUCAGCAUAAGGACUCUGUGGAAAUCUUGCAGGACUUGGUUCCAUGGAGCUUAAUGCCAUUUGACAUGAUAGGACAAUUUGUGACAUGGUAUUAUAAUACUUAAUAGAAAUAUCUACAAAGAAAGGCUGGUUUUCAUAGGGAGUACCUAAAAGAGACAAGCUGACAUUCUAAACAAGAUUAGACUAGAAGUCAGUGUCCUGCCAUCAGUUAGCUCAUUAUUAGAUAAACCAGUCAGAACUAAACUAACUGAGGUUUUAUUUUGGCGUGACCCGAUAUUUUAAAGUUCAUGGCAGUAACUGAAGCUUGGUUUGAAGGAAGAAGUAUUAGUAAAAUAUUGCUAUUUUGAUAUAACACGAACCAUUAUAACAGAAUUGUGUAAGUAAAAAUAAUACAUACUUGUACUUCAGUAUGGUCUUUUAAUGUGGACCUAUCGUGUGAAAACGCAGAGGUUAAAGAGCACUUGCCAUAUUAGAACAUUUCUCAGAAUGUCUGCAGGCUUUUACCAUCCAGUAUUUACUAUUUUUUUAAAAUAAUUAAUUUUUGGACUUUCUUACAACUUCAGUGAGCUGUUUUUUUGUGCACUAUAUCUGCUUGUGACUUUCAGUAAUGGGCACAAUAACAUGCUGCAGUAGUGUUGUGAUCCUGGAUGUACACGGUUAUUUAUGACCAAGUGCUGAUGCCGUGUUGUGGUAGCUGCAAUGUGCCAUCUUCUGGCUUGCCUUGUCCUGCUGGGCCUGGAGGAAUGGAAGAGAAAACAAUUCCAGUGUACUCCUUGCUAUUGCUGGUUGCUGGGGGGGAGAGAAUAGUGAGGGAAGGAAUCCCUCUGCCUUCCCAGCCCAGCUUUUCUAAAUGUCAGUCAGCAAAAUACUGUGGUUCAACAAACAUUGUGCUGCUGUUGUUGCACCCCACUGUCAGUAUUAUAAAAGAUUCAGGGGGUGUUAAUGAUUAAGAGUGGACAAAACUGCUGUUUUUUUGUCUUUUGCUGACAUUGUCCAGUAUUGUCAUACAAUAUUUUGUAUUAACUUUUUAAGGCAAAAAUGGUGUGCUAACGAUGCACAAAAGAAAACCUACAUCGUGAUGUUUAGCAGGAUUCUUUAAGCCAUUUAAGCUUGGUGUACACAUAGUUUGCUGCUAUCUGUGUAAAGAUAGGAUGUUGCUGCCUAACUCAGUACAAGCCAGGUUUACAGAGAGUGUGAGCAUGCAUAUAUAGACACUUCCACUGGCUUUGUUUACCUGGAGUGAUAGCAUCACUUUAGUUACACUGUUACUCUUCCGUAUGGAUAAAUCUUUGCUGAACGCUGAUGCUACUUGUAAAACCUUAAGGACAAACGUCACAAAUAUAAGGGCAAAUGUAAUUUGUAUGUAAUUACACUUUUUAUUAUAAGAAUAUUCAUAUGGAAAUUUGUUUUUAUAGACUUACCAACUGGUCAUUACUUGCCUUUAGUCACAGUCCUGCUUCUCAGGGUAGCAGAGAGUGAUCUGAGGUAAAUGGUGAAUAAAGCAGACAGGGAAUACUUCGGAAGAUAGUUUUGUUUUCAUAGUAUCUUACAAUUUAGGAAGAAUUGCUGUUUAUGUUUUUGUGGUGAUGGACUAUUUUAACAGAACUUUAAAAGGGAAGAUUCUUGUUUUUCAAGAGAUCGAUUUUGCUCUUCAGGGACAUAAAGAACACACAUUGUUAUUAAGUGUAACAUGAUUGGCAUGCCUAAAAAAUGCAUUAGUCACUUGUGUCCACUAUAUUUUUUCUAAAUAAAUACUGUGGGAUCCACUCUGUAGCGCUUUCUUUGCAAAUAUAUUUGUAAAUCCUUAUCAAUGUGAUGUAAAGAAAAUCUUAAAUCUUAAAAGAUGUUCUGUCCUGUGUUAACUUGAAAGUUAGGUGUAUAGUAGAUCUAGUAAUUAACUUUUCUGUGUUUAACAAAUGUUAGUGAGAUAGUUCAUAUCAUCCUGAAAGGAACGUAUGUAUAAAAAAUAAAUCCACAUGAAAAAUAACAAA